Messenger RNA from Klebsormidium nitens, 615 nucleotides. The record is from the annotation of a GenBank genome assembly. NCBI's taxonomy places the organism in Eukaryota, Viridiplantae, Streptophyta, Klebsormidiophyceae, Klebsormidiales, Klebsormidiaceae.
AUGCGCUCAAAACACCGCUCUCGCACCUCGUGGCCGAUUAAUUACCAUGGUGCUUUCGUGCGGACGUUGGAGCUUAGCGACCACCGAAAGUGGCUGUCUGGGCCGCACUGGCUCUGCUACGCCCGGUGGCAUUCCCCGGGAGACCGGAAUCCAUGGGUUCCGCUGGAAUCCAUCUUCUUCCAGGCAUGCCCGGGAGACGUGGCGCGCUUCUGCAUGGCCGUCGUUGCCAACUCGACCAACCCCCCGCCGCCGCCUUCUACCGGGCUGCAGCACAUCACCGGGCGGGUGGUGCUCAUCUACGACGCUGACGCGAGCAGCUUCAAGAAUGACGUCAGCGGCUGGGACGGCGCCGCCCCGGCCACGUGCUGGCUGCUCUCGGACCCUGUUACUGAUGGAUACCCCCUCUACCACGAGACCCACCACGUUGCUGCCCGGAGCGGUAUGGAGGGCUCAAAAAAUUGCGAAGUGGAGGAGGAUACUGGGAAGGGAAGUAAGGAGACGAGUCGGCUGGUGAAGCUGGUCAAGAAGUGGAAACUCAACGCGCGUGCGAAGGACGAGGAGGACUCUGCAGAGAAGCAUCCGCUGUCGGAACCUCUCCUGAAGCAAGUUGAGUAG